AUGAGUAAAGUUCUUAAAACUGGCAGAGAGGUGAAUGCGAAACCUUCGCCGUAUUUUCUGACCGGCACAAAGGCAGGAUCACAACGGAGAGCUAGAGUAUGGAGCAAGCAUCGAACGAGAUCAUUUGAUGAUCCAGAUAAAAGAACGAAAUUGAUUCUUGCCACUGAAGAUUGUUGUCCAUUGCCAUGGGAGUUCGAAGGUUUCCUUAGGGACUGACUCGGGAAGAGUGCCGUCGAACAACUGGCAGCAGUAGCCUUCUCCAGUCAAUCCUGCUUGAACUUGGCCCAGUCUGUCAAUGGGUACGCAUAUGUUUCGAUGUUAAAGAAGAUAAAAUGGAAAAACUGGAUCAUUUUUGCGAGGAUGACACAAACACUUUAUCGUUCAUCUUUGUACAUGGCGUCUAUAUUCCAACCGAUUCUGAUGAAGCACGACCUCUUGGAUUGGAAUAUGAGGAGCUGGAUACGAUACGCAUUAACUUCCUUCUCGGAUCAAGAGGUGUAAGUGGCUUGUCAGGUAUUAUUUGA
This is a messenger RNA of Haemonchus placei, 524 nucleotides long. Lineage: Eukaryota; Metazoa; Nematoda; Chromadorea; Rhabditida; Trichostrongylidae. The record is from the annotation of a GenBank genome assembly.